Messenger RNA from Dibothriocephalus latus, 393 nucleotides. The record is from the annotation of a GenBank genome assembly. Lineage: Eukaryota; Metazoa; Platyhelminthes; Cestoda; Diphyllobothriidea; Diphyllobothriidae.
AUGAAGCUUUACUCACUUCAAGUUUUAUACAAGCAGGAUAAUCAAGUCAAACAACUGCAGGGUGUUGAGGACCUUUCCAGUUUUAGUUUCUUCCAACGCGGAAGUUUGUUGGAAUUUCUCAAUUUCACGGCCAAACUUGUGUGCGAAAGGACAAACGUAUGUGAACGCACUAUUGUUCAGGAACAAGACUACUUUUGCCAUGUCUACGUCCGGCACGACAAUUUGUGCGGUAUUCUCUUCUCUGAUCUGGAAUAUCCCCAACGAGUUGCUCAGACGCUUCUAACAAAGGUGUUUCUCCACACUUUUCCAUUAUAUUUCACUUUCACUUGUCAUGUCUGCAUACGAGGUAUAAGGUAUCAAUGCUUCAAGUACUUUAAAGCCCUGAAAGUUUGA